ACGCAUGUUCUCAAAUUUGUUGGCCACUAUCGUUCCACCAUUCUAACUUUCAGAAUUCUUUCCUAUGAGAACUCUUAACGUUUGAGUAGGAAAAUUUUUGAUUUAUUUACUUGUUUUGUUUAUUAAUUAAUUAAUUGCAAACAGUUCCAUUCGUUUGUUUUGCUAUAUUCAAGUUUUUGUACUUCUCAAUAUUUUACCGGGAAUUCAAGAAAAAUGCGUGAAUGCAUCAGUGUGCACGUGGGACAGGCUGGUGUGCAGAUAGGAAAUGCAUGUUGGGAGUUGUAUUGCUUGGAACAUGGCAUCCAACCGGAUGGUCAAAUGCCCAGUGACAAGGUGACUGGCAAGUCUGACGAUUCCUUCAACACUUUCUUCGCUGAAACCGGCUCAGGAAAACACGUGCCAAGAGCGGUCUUUAUUGAUCUAGAGCCCACUGUUGUCGAUGAAGUUCGUCGCGGCAAGUACCGCCAGUUGUUCCAUCCCGAGCAGCUGAUAACAGGCAAGGAGGAUGCAGCAAACAACUACGCCAGAGGUCACUACACGAUCGGCAAAGAAACCAUUGACCUGGUGCUUGACAGGAUCAGGAAACUGGCUGACCAGUGCACAGGACUCCAAGGCUUCCUCAUUUUUCACAGUUUUGGAGGGGGAACUGGUUCAGGAUUCACUUCCCUUCUUAUGGAAAGAUUGAGUGUGGAUUACGGCAAAAAGUCCAAGUUGGAGUUUAGCGUGUAUCCUGCGCCGCAGAUAUCAACGGCAGUCGUUGAACCCUACAACUCCAUUCUCACCACCCACACCACUCUGGAACAUUCCGAUUGCGCAUUCAUGGUCGACAACGAGGCCAUCUACGACAUCUGCAGAAAGAAUUUGGACAUCGAGAGGCCUUCGUACACUAAUCUGAAUCGCCUCAUCGCUCAAGUUGUCAGUUCCAUUACAGCAUCUCUACGAUUUGACGGAGCCCUAAAUGUUGAUUUGACAGAAUUUCAAACAAAUUUGGUACCGUAUCCUCGCAUUCAUUUUCCAUUGGCCACCUACGCUCCUGUUAUUUCCGCAGAGAAAGCUUACCAUGAACAGUUGACCGUCGCCGAAAUAACAAAUGCCUGCUUCGAACCUUCCAACCAGAUGGUGAAGUGUGAUCCACGUCAUGGGAAGUACAUGGCAUGCUGCCUCCUCUAUCGAGGUGAUGUUGUGCCGAAAGAUGUGAACGCCGCCAUUGCUAGCAUCAAAACAAAACGAACAAUUCAAUUCGUUGAUUGGUGUCCCACCGGAUUCAAAGUUGGCAUCAACUACCAGCGUCCAACAACCAUCCCUGGAGGAGACCUGGCAUCUGUGCAGAGAGCAGUCUGCAUGUUGAGCAACACGACUGCGGUUGCAGAGGCCUGGGCUCGUCUCGAUCACAAAUUUGAUUUAAUGUACGCCAAGAGAGCUUUCGUGCACUGGUACGUUGGCGAGGGCAUGGAGGAAGGAGAGUUCUCUGAAGCUCGAGAAGACAUGGCAGCUCUGGAGAAGGACUACGAAGAAGUCGGCAUGGAUUCGGCAAAUGGAGGCGGCGACGACGAUGAGGAAUUUUAAAAUUAAAGUAUAUCACUUAACGCAUUGGUUGUUUUUUUUCAUAAUAACAUAUUUAGGCUACGUUGAAAUUGAACAUAACCGACUUAUUGGUGCAUUAUUUGAAAUAAAAGCUAUUACGAUCAAAUUAAAUUAUCAGAUGAAUAUUUAUUAUUAUAUCAGGAAGGUUGUUUGUUUCCAUAUUAUUUUUCGGAAACAUAACUAGCUUUAAUUUCGCUGCCAAAUUUUUCAUGCAUAGUUUAUUUAUUUGCUUGAAAAUGUAAUAAAAUAAAUUUAUUCCAAAAACCAA
This is a messenger RNA of Helobdella robusta, 1852 nucleotides long. RefSeq lists its product as hypothetical. Gene Ontology annotation, molecular function: structural constituent of cytoskeleton; GTP binding. NCBI's taxonomy places the organism in Eukaryota, Metazoa, Annelida, Clitellata, Rhynchobdellida, Glossiphoniidae. The transcript has 4 exons. The record is from RefSeq and is a predicted model, not a curated record. Gene Ontology annotation, cellular component: microtubule; cytoplasm. Gene Ontology annotation, biological process: microtubule cytoskeleton organization; mitotic cell cycle. Bases 214 to 1566 code for a protein of 450 amino acids.